This is a messenger RNA of Monascus purpureus, 893 nucleotides long. NCBI's taxonomy places the organism in Eukaryota, Fungi, Ascomycota, Eurotiomycetes, Eurotiales, Aspergillaceae. The record is from the annotation of a GenBank genome assembly.
AUGAUGCUACGAACGGCACUAAUCCGCUUACGGACUAACCUUGCAGGUGACUCGGAUUCUGCCGCCGCCCAGUUGGGUAAUGUCUCCGAAUACAGCAGGAGCACGUCUUUUACGGGCUCGUCCUCCCGAGUCCGUAUCAUCACGUGUGUCUGUUUGGACAGCACUCGUGCAACCCAACGCAGACAACAAACAUCCUCGGGAGACCCUGCAGCUCCAACAAUGAACGAGACCUCCCAGCGUGCUCGAAGUCGCAGUCCUACGAGACGACGUGGAGGCUUUCGAUGGAAAGAAAAACGACGCGACGAUAGCUACAGACCCGGAGAUGACGACCGCCGAUUAGAACGAGGAUAUAGGGACAGGAGCAACAGAGCUCGGUCACCGCGUGGAGAGAGAUAUACAGAUCGAUAUCAAGACAGGGACCAGUACAGGGAUAGAGAUGGCGAUCGAAAUCGUGCCAGUUCCAGAGAUAGACGCCCCCGGCGACCGGAUCACGAAAAGCACAAGAACGAGGAGCUCCGAGAAGGCAGGAAAGAGGAGAAGAGGAAAAAGAAGAAUGCUGCUGCAGCUGCAGCUCCCUCUGAGGCCAUGAUUGUUGUCCACGUCAAUGACCGUCUGGGUACGAAAGCUGCAAUACCGUGUCUUCCUUCAGACCCGAUCAAGCUCUUCAAAGCACAAGUGGCUGCUCGUAUCGGACGCGAACCACAUGAGAUCCAACUGAAACGCCAAGGCGAACGACCGUUUAAGGAUCAGCUUACAUUGGAGGAUUAUGGAGUCAGUCAUGGGGUCCAGCUUGACCUGUGAGCAUAGAACCCCUCGUGGUCUAGAACCCUCAUGCUAUUGGAAACUUUACGCUGACCUACAUGUCUCCAGAGAAGUAGGAACGGGCGACUAGA